Molecule: messenger RNA, 758 nt
Organism: Cinara cedri
Lineage: Eukaryota; Metazoa; Arthropoda; Insecta; Hemiptera; Aphididae
Source: the annotation of a GenBank genome assembly
AUGUAUCCAAGUGACAUAAGUGACAAAGAAUGGGAAAUACUAGAGCCAUACGUUGCACAAGGGGCAAUAGGAAGGCCAAGAAAACACGAUAUUAGAGCGAUUAUUAAUGCAAUAAGAUAUAUAAUGAAAGGAGGUUGUCAGUGGAGAAUGCUGCCAAAAGAUUUUCCGCCAUGGAAAACAGUAUACGACCACUAUUUCAGGUGGCGCAAUAAUGGAAAAUUACAACGAAUACAUGACUCUUUGGUAAAAAAGGUAAGAGAAAUGGCCGGCAAAAGAGCAACACCGUCUGUUGGAAUAAUAGACAGUCAAUCAGUAAAAACGACUCAAAAAGGGGGUCCAGAGGUUACGAUGCUGGAAAGAAGAUAAAAGGCAGGAAGCGCCAUAUUAUAGUGGAUACGUUGGGUCUUGUAGUCACAGCUGAUGUGCAUAGUGCAGGUGUGCAAGAUCGUGAUGGAGCAUUAGCUCUACUAAUAAAAGCAAAGCGCAAAACACUAACUUUGCAGAGAUUUUUUGCCGAUCAAGGAUACACAGGUGAACUGCAAAAGCGCUGUUUUCUGAAAACCGGAUGUCUACUCACAAUUGCUAAAAAAGAUCCAGAAGCUGAAGGAUUUCAGGUUAUUCCAAAACGUUGGAUAGUUGAAAGAACCUUUGCUUGGCUCUCCAAUUUUAGGCGCAUGAGCAAAGAUUACGAACAUUCUCCUCUUACCUCAAAAACCAAUAUUUUCUUUAAUAUGAUUACCAUUAUGCUUAAAAAUUAG